This is a messenger RNA of Colius striatus (speckled mousebird), 1606 nucleotides long. RefSeq names its product golgi reassembly stacking protein 1 (gene GORASP1). Lineage: Eukaryota; Metazoa; Chordata; Aves; Coliiformes; Coliidae. Gene Ontology annotation, biological process: Golgi organization. Gene Ontology annotation, molecular function: protein binding. Bases 181 to 1437 code for a protein of 418 amino acids. The transcript has 9 exons. Gene Ontology annotation, cellular component: Golgi apparatus. The record is from RefSeq and is a predicted model, not a curated record.
GCACGGCGGAUUGGGGCUCCCAUCUCCUUCCUCUGUGUGUGCUCGGCGCUUGUUUGCUUAGGCCUGUGACGCCCUCAGCUGAGGGCGCGGCGUGAGAGCGAUGCUCGUUGCUGCCGCCGCCGCUCCCGCUGCCUGAGCGCCGUGUCCCGUCCUGUCGCGUCCCGUCCCGCGGCGGUUGGCAUGGGGCUGGGCUCGAGCUCCGAGGUCCCCGACGGCGGCGCUGAGGGCUUUCAUGUACACGGGGUUCAAGAAAACUCUCCAGCUCAACAAGGAGGACUGGAACCCUUCUUCGAUUUCAUCAUUGCCAUAGGACACACUAGGCUUAAUAAAGAAAACAAUAUGUUGAAAGAUCUGCUGAAGGCAAAUGCUGAAAAACCAGUGAAGCUGGAGGUGUAUAAUAUCAAAACAAUGAAAAUAAGAGAAGUUGAAGUGAUCCCCAGUAACAUGUGGGGAGGACAAGGUCUUCUUGGAGCCAGUGUGAGGUUCUGCAGUUUCCAGGGAGCCAAUGAACAUGUUUGGCACGUUUUGGAUGUUGAACCUGCAUCUCCUGCAGCUCUAGCUGGUCUCCAGCCAUAUACUGACUACAUUGUUGGAUCUGAUCAGAUUCUCCAGGAGUCAGAGGACUUCUUUUCACUGAUUGAAUCCCACGAGGGGAAGCCACUGAAGCUGAUGGUUUAUAACACUGAAGCAGAUUCCAUUCGAGAGGUAGUUGUGACUCCCAAUGGAGCUUGGGGUGGAGAAGGAAGUUUAGGAUGUGGUAUUGGAUAUGGCUAUUUGCACAGAAUUCCAACACAGUCAAAGAAGCAGCCAGAAAGCAAACCACCUUCACCCUCACCAGAAGCUGGAACUCCCGUGCCAUUGACUAAUGGUUACACAGAGACUCCAUUAUUGGCACCUGUUUCUCAGAGUGACAACUCUGAAAUAGUUACGAACUUGGAUCAUUCCUCAGAUCAAGCAAUGAGUGGUUAUUCACCAGAAAGCUCACUUUCUCCUCCUCCCCCUCUCCAGAGAGUUAUGGAUCCAGGAUUUUUGGAUAUGUCUGGUAUUUCAUUUCCUGAACUCAAUGACACGUCCAACAUGUCUUCAUCAGCUUCCUUCAACAUGCCAGCAGAAGAUGCUUUAGGAGGCACUGAAAAGUUAACAUCAAACAAUGAUGCUUCUGCUUAUUUUGAAAAUGCCACAGCUUUGGCCCCUGAAGAUGUAACCCGGUAUUCUGAAGGCUCGGUCAAUCAGCCCACGUUGGAUGAUCUGCCUUCUGUUCCAUCUUUACCUUCGUUUGCUCUUCCUAAUGAAAUUUCUGUGAAGACAACACUAGGAACUGUUCCUGACAACCCAGAAACAAAGCUGCUCUUGAACACUAUUGAAAGCUCGUUAACUACUGCCCCAGUGAAACCAGAUGAUGAAGCAGUGUGUGAACAGAAACAAGAAGCUGCAUGAGCUGAUGAGUGACACGGGUGCUGUUUUUGUUUACAGACUGCCAUGUGCUGUAAUGUAACAGCUUGGAAUAUUUUUCUGAUCUUGAAAGAAUUACAGGUACUCUAUUUUGUUAGUGUAGAUGAUAUUAUAGAAGAAAUCAAGUGAAAUACAUAUCUUGUUGUCUUUUCCA